AUAUUCUUCAGCCAGAAUUAAGCGAAAUUGUCCCUGUACACCGCCCACGACCGACGGCCGUAGGCCGAGGGUAGCUUCCGGUGGAUUUCACCAAGCCGUCCGAAGCAGCAAUAACAUGGGAAGAAGGCAUGAGCAAAGCGGUGAUGCUGUGGUUGAGCCCGAAACAGGAACGACCGAAUUGCUGAAACUACCGACUUUCUCGCGGAUGAGCAAGCUGCAAUUGCUGAGGCACCCGCUGUUCGCUCCCCCGUCGCCGCCGUGGGACAUUCGGGCCUCCGUCCCCUUUCAUUGGGAGGAAGCACCCGGCAAGCCGAAGACCGCCCGGUCGCCCGAACCAUGUCCUUGUGCGUCCUCGAAGCUUCGGCCACCUCCGAGGUUGUUUGCUGGGAAUAUGGGCAAUGUCGGGUUCGUGCGCUCGCCCACAGCCGUCUGGCAUCGGACGUACACCGACCGUUCCUUCCCAUACUCGAGCUCCUUCAGCAGCGAGUGCCAAUGCAGCUGCGGCAGCAGCGAAGUGGUUGGGGCCGGAGACGAUGAUUUUAGCUCGCACGAGGGAAGCGGCGGCGAAGACAGUUCGGCGGAGCUAAGUGGAAAGGCGAGAAUCCCAAGGACUAGGAGGACAUGGAGAUUGUCCCACAUCUUACAGGGAAGAUCUCAUUCAUGGGGAAGCAUCGCUAGGGGCUUGAGGAAGGUGGCGUGGUGCUACCGAAGAGAACUCAGAGGUACAUGACUCUGCAGCCGCAUCGUUAAUUAAGUGUCCUUGAUUAAGAAUCAUGAAUUUGUUAUGUCGUUUAAGGCUUUAAGCUAUGUGGUUUGACUAAUGGAAUACUUUCAAGAACCGAUUUCUGAUC
Rhodamnia argentea is the source of this 851-nucleotide messenger RNA. RefSeq lists its product as uncharacterized. The record is from RefSeq and is a predicted model, not a curated record. Lineage: Eukaryota; Viridiplantae; Streptophyta; Magnoliopsida; Myrtales; Myrtaceae. The coding region runs from base 116 to 730 and encodes 204 amino acids. The transcript has 2 exons.